AUGCUUCGCUUUGUCUCCCACAGUAUCGUGGGUCACACAGAGCCCUACACCAAGCUCUGCUGCAAGGGCUUCUGCAUUGACAUCCUGAAGAAGCUGUCUCGCACCAUCAAGUUCUCCUACGACCUCUACCUGGUCACUAACGGCAAGCACGGCAAGCUGGUGAGGGGCAUCUGGAACGGCAUGAUAGGGGAGGUGUUCUACAAGCGAGCGGACAUGGCCAUUGGCUCAUUGACCAUUAACGAGGAGCGCUCGGAGAUCAUCGACUUCUCUGUGCCCUUCGUGGAGACGGGGAUCAGCGUGAUGGUUGCCCGGAGCAACGGGACUGUCUCUCCCUCUGCCUUCCUCGAGCCGUACAGUCCUGCUGUGUGGGUGAUGAUGUUCGUCAUGUGUUUGACCGUGGUGGCCAUCACUGUGUUUGUGUUUGAAUACUGCAGCCCAGUAGGCUACAACCGUAGUCUGGUCAGCGCCAAGGACCCAGGUGGCCCCACCUUCACCAUCGGCAAGUCGGUGUGGCUGCUGUGGGGCAUCGUGUUCAACAACUCUGUGCCCAUUGAGAACCCCAAGGGCACCACCAGUAAGAUCAUGGUGCUGGUCUGGGCCUUCUUCGCUGUCAUCUUCCUGGCCUCCUACACCGCCAACCUGGCCGCCUUCAUGAUCCAGGAACAGUACAUAGACACGGUGUCUGGGCUCUCCGACAAGAAGUUCCAGAAGCCCCAAGAGCAGUACCCCCCCUUCCGUUUUGGGACGGUCCCUAACGGGAGCACGGAGAGGAACAUCAGGAGCAACUAUCCAGAGAUGCACUCCCACAUGGUCAAAUACAACCAGAAGGGGGUGGAGGAUGCCCUCCAAAGCCUCAAGACCGGGAAGUUGGACGCGUUCAUCUACGACGCGGCCGUGCUGAACUACAUGGCCGGGAAGGACGAGGGCUGCAAGCUGGUGACCAUCGGGAGCGGGAAGGUGUUUGCCACCACGGGCUACGGCAUCGCUCUGCAGAAGGAUUCGCGGUGGAAGCGGCCCAUCGACCUGGCUCUGCUUCAGUUCCUUGCCGACGGUGACACCCAGAAGCUGCAGACAGUGUGGCUGACAGGUAUAUGUCGUAACGAGAAGAAGGAGGUGAUGAGCAGCAAGCUGGACAUAGACAACAUGGCAGGAGUGUUCUACAUGCUGCUGGUGGCCAUGGGCCUCAGCCUGCUGGUGUUCUCAUGGGAACACCUGCUCUACUGGAAGCUCCGACAUUCCGUACGCAAGUCGGAACGCCUGGACUUCCUGCUCGCCAUCAGCAGGGGCAUCUACAGCUGCUUCAACGGCGUGGAGGACACAGACCGCAACGGGAGCCUCCAGAACCCGGACGUGACGACCAACUACACCCAGGCCAACAUGCUGAAGAUGCUGCAGACCGCCAAGGACAUCGUGUCGUCCGCCCGCGUGGAGAACUCCCUCGACAACGCCACCAAGACCAUCGAGAGCUGGGGCCGCGGCGGGCGGCCAGGGGGGGGCGGCCCGGGGGACAUGGUCCGGGUCGGGCUCCCCCCGAGGGUGGCCACCACCGAUGGGCACGGCGGUCGUCUACCCUACAUCUCCAGCAUCAGCGACAACCACUCCCCGUACGGCCAGAGGGCCACGCCCACCUUCCCCAUCCACUACGCCGACACGUCCACACAGUCCCUGCUGGACAAGCCCCGCGUGGUCCCUCGCCCCACCCCUCUGCGCUACACCCUCCCAGCUCGUGGCAGCCAGCACAUAUUCGAACGCACCCUACCCAUCUCCAGCCUCAGCAGCCCCCACAUCGCCAUGAGGGACCCGCCGCCCCCCCCGGGCAUCCCCCCUCCCUCCGUGCACCCCCACCACGGCGGGCGUCUGUACGUGGACAGCCAGCCGCGCCACCCGCCCUCCCCGUUCGUGGCGUACCGGGAGUUCCAGGUGCCCGACAUCUACGUGGAACACAAGGGCCCCCUGGGGCGCAAGUUCAGCUACCCGCCCGACUUCGUGGGGCGAAAGAAGCGCUCCCACAGCUACAUCUUCAACGCCACGCUGGACCCUCGGGGGCGUAACGACUACGACGAGCCGACUGCAUGCCUGGCGGAGCUCCGAGCCAAUCACCUGCUCGGGAACCACUCCCCCGGGAGGGGGGGCGCCACCGGAGGCUUGCCGUGCCCCGACGGGCACUACCCCGGCGGGGCAUCCACAUGCAACUCCUGCAUGAAGUCGUACCUGGAGCCGGAGCUGGAGGACGCCCGCUUGCUGGGGAAGGACAAGGUGAACCGGCGCGCCUCCUUCCUCAAGGCCACGUGGGGCAGCGAGCGCAUCCGUCAGGUGGACGAGAAGCCCUCCACCUCGUCCUCCUCCGCCCCUCGCAUAGACAUGCCUGACCUGUUCCCCCGGGUGGUGGUGUCCAACCCCAAGCCCCACAAGCUGUACGGGAGCACGGGGAACAACCUAUGCUACCCCCUGGCUGCGGAGCCGGCCUACCUGGACCCGGCCCACAUGAACUCCUACCCCUACAAGCAGCAGAAGCUCAAGUACUCCCAGUCCACGCGCCUGCCGUCCUACAGGGAGGCCAUCCUCCAGAACGCGGCGGCUCUGCGGCGCUCCUCCUCCACCGUGGUACACAGACACUACUCCACUUACCUGAACUCCUACUCCGACAUACCCGUCUACAUGGGGCCCCUGCCUCAAGGCGCCGGGGGCCCCCACUGCUACGACCCCUCCAAGGACAUGUGCCACCUGUUCCCCUGCGGCAGCCACUGCCCCGACAGCGCCGCCCUGGUGCCCAGGAUGGGCGACCGCCAGCUGGUGUACCAGAACGACCUGUUCGGGGGGUACGAGCCGGCCAUGCGACCCAGGGAGGAGGCCCCUCUGCCGGGCUCGGGGAGCAGGGACAGGAGGCAGGUGCUGGUGGCCCGCAGGGUCACUAGCCCCUAUGUGCCAAAACCCUGGGGCAGGGUGUCCAGUCUGGAGUCUGAGGUGUGAGAGCUGAUGCCCCCCCCCUCCCCCCACCCCCACUCCCCUAGCCCAAACUGGACCCCCCUCCAGGGGUGUUGGCCACCCCCCCCUGCCCCCCUGGUUCCUCCCCCAGGCCCCACUCCCUCAUCAAUCUCUUUCUCAGACAGAGAGAGAAAGAGAGGAAUUGGGGAGGGUGGUAGGGGGCACUGGGUGGGGUGGGCGGAAGGGGGGCUGGACUAGAGAAGGAUUCCCUCAGCUUUGGGCUGAAGCAAAAGCAGCUCAAGGACCAAUGGUGGACUUUUCAACUCAGUGCA
Osmerus eperlanus (European smelt) is the source of this 3257-nucleotide messenger RNA. Its product is annotated as glutamate receptor ionotropic, NMDA 2C-like. Lineage: Eukaryota; Metazoa; Chordata; Actinopteri; Osmeriformes; Osmeridae. The record is from RefSeq and is a predicted model, not a curated record. Bases 1 to 2970 code for a protein of 989 amino acids. Gene Ontology annotation, cellular component: NMDA selective glutamate receptor complex; plasma membrane. Gene Ontology annotation, molecular function: NMDA glutamate receptor activity. The transcript has 9 exons. Gene Ontology annotation, biological process: long-term synaptic potentiation; monoatomic ion transport; excitatory postsynaptic potential.